This is a messenger RNA of Prunus dulcis (almond), 992 nucleotides long. RefSeq lists its product as uncharacterized. NCBI's taxonomy places the organism in Eukaryota, Viridiplantae, Streptophyta, Magnoliopsida, Rosales, Rosaceae. Bases 265 to 873 code for a protein of 202 amino acids. The transcript has a single exon. The record is from RefSeq and is a predicted model, not a curated record.
AGAAGAAAUGGUGGACAAAUUGUAUCCACAUGUUCAUCACCAAAAUGGGCCACUCGUUCAAGAGAGCAGUUGCACAUUUCCAACCUUCUCCGCAAGCAAACACAUCAAAAUAAUGGAAAAGUAAAAAAGAACAACCCCCUUCCCAAGCAAAGAUAGAGAUAUAUACAAAGCCAGAACAAUCCACACUUUUAUAGGCACCUUUGAAGAACCAUAGCCAUAUCAAAAACCCUGAGACUGAGAGAAGCAAACUUUACUUCUUCCAACAUGGGCAUGGUUUUUGGAAAGAUAAGAGCGGAAACCCCAAAAUACAAAGUGCUUCAAUCAACAACCGACUAUGAAAUCCGGCAAUAUCCACCUUCAGUGAUAGCCCAAUUAACCUACCAUCCAUCGCAGAUGAAGGGCGACAAAGACGGCGGCUUUUCUGUGCUGGCCAAUUACAUAGGCGCCUUUGGAAACCCACAGAACACCAAGCCUGAAAAAAUUGCCAUGACAGUUCCAGUCAUAACCAAGAGCUCAGCUGAAAAAAUUGCCAUGACGGCUCCAGUUGUGACAAAGACUGGUGGUGCUGAAGAUGAGAAUAAGAUGGUGACAAUGGAGUUUCUGUUGCCUUCUAAGUAUGAGAAGGCAGAGGAGGCUCCUAGGCCUGUGGAUGAGAGGGUGGUGAUUAGGGAGGAGGGUGAGAGGAAAUAUGGGGUGGUGACUUUUCGGGGUGUGGCUACAGAUGAGGUGGUGGAAGAGAAGGUGGAGAAGCUGAAGCAGAGCUUAGAGAGAGAUGGGUAUAAGAUUAUAGGGGAGUUUUUGCUGGCUAGAUAUAACCCUCCUUGGACUUUGCCUCCAUUCAGGACCAAUGAGGUUAUGAUCCCAAUAGAGUAGUUUCUCAGAUUCUUGUAUGCUUCUCUGUUUUUUUUUUUCACAUUCAGUAUUAAAUAAAUGAAAACAUGUAAUUUUCUGUCGAUUAUAUAUAAAUCACUAUUUAGAGUUUUUCCAUUUUA